AAUUAAAACAUUUACGCUUCCGAUAUGAAGCGCACUUGAGGUUCCAACGGACACAGAAAACAUCUCAGCACAGAGAGCAUAUUUCAACUCCAGUUGACAAACUGUGCAGUCGAUCAGAGUUCUCCAAGUGAACACUUGCAAAAGCUCGAACACGAAGGAACAAGUAUUUUCAACCAAGAUAACGGUCCCACCGGUGGAAUAUAUUGCCGAUAAUAUAUUCCAAAAGUGGCUCAACGUGAAAAGAGGAAUUUUUAGGCAAAAACGAACAACGGAGACGAACCUACACCACCAUGCCAAGAGCUUUUUUAGUCAAGAAAAAUAGAAGCCCUCGCACGGCUGCAGGAGAAAAAAGAAGCUUUCCUGAGGAUGACUACAGCCCUAACUUCAACUAUAUUGACAAUAGAAUAUUUUCAACUUCGUCUGCGGUUGCUGGUCUAAUUCAUUCACCGACCGAAUCGGACAAAUUCCCUGAGUUAAGUUCAUUAACUUCGAUGUUCACAUCGACCAACACAACGGCCAGCUGCAACAGUGCUUUUAAGCCGUUCAAACCAGAAAAAGGACUUUCACCGAAGAAGCACAAGCCAACUCAACCAGUCACCGAAGUCAAGAGYGAAAAAACGAAGAAAAAUAGUAAGGAAAAUACAACGGUAAACUUAAUUAACGAGAGACAUUCAAGUGAGCAUGGAGGGGCCAAAACCGCCGUGUUAGARCAUAAAGAAUUUGCUAUUUUCAGCGAAAACAGUGAUUUUCCAAAGCCAAAGGGUCCACUACCACAAUCACAAUUUAUUUGCCAGCUAUGUGACGAGGAGUACAGCGACCCGUUUUCGCUSGCACAACACAAGUGUAGCGGAAUUCAGCACACCGAACACCGGUGUCCAGAGUGCGAUAAAGUCUUUAGCUGCCCCGCAAACCUCGCAUCGCACAGACGAUGGCAUCGACCGCGAUCACCACACGAGAAAAAAUCCACUUCAACUACACCGCAAAAAGAAACCAAAAAGUUCGACAGUGUAAGCGAGAGCGAGGGAGGUCAAAAAUCGUCGUCUCCACCGUUGGAAUCUGAGCGUAGCACAAGCCCCGUGAGUAAUAGUCAAGGGCAGUUCGUUUGCAAUUUAUGUAAUAAAACAUUUCGGCGUAAGGCAUAUUUACGAAAGCACAUGAAUAACCAUACCGAUGAUCGUCCAUACCCUUGCCAAUACUGCGGCAAAGUGUUUCGAAGCCUUACAAACAGAGCCAAGCAUGUUCUAAACCAUGCCGUUGGUCCGAAGACUUUUACCUGCAACGUCUGUGGCAAUGGCUUCGCAAACAAGGGAGGACUUGAUCGUCAUUCUCGUAUACAUACCGGGGAGAUUUACUCGUGUAAACAAUGCUCUAGCACUUUCUACAGCUCGCCUGGACUUACAAGGCAUAUCAACAAAUGCCAUCCACCAGAAAAUCGCCAAGUGAUUGUUCUUCAGGUGCCAGUAAGACAGGGAUAACAAACUAUUUUCAAAUGAACACAGGACAUUUCUAUAUAUAUGAAUAUAUAUUUUGUACAUAUCUUUGUAUAUAAUACGAAUGUUGCGGGAUACAGAUUGUGAAGUAUACUUUAUUUACAAAAAGCUGAAACAUUCAGAUUCAAAUUUUAUCGCUAGGUAUAGUUCUAUAUAAACAGACUUGUUUUUGUAUAAAGUUAAAAUUUCAGAACAGUCGUUGUUUCAAAUUCUUUCACAUAAGAUGUUAAAACUCGGAAUACUUCGUCUCGAAAUUCAUUAAAGCUUGUGCUACCAAAUCGUCAAAAA
Exaiptasia diaphana is the source of this 1778-nucleotide messenger RNA. RefSeq names its product insulinoma-associated protein 1a. Gene Ontology annotation, molecular function: RNA polymerase II cis-regulatory region sequence-specific DNA binding; DNA-binding transcription repressor activity, RNA polymerase II-specific. Lineage: Eukaryota; Metazoa; Cnidaria; Anthozoa; Actiniaria; Aiptasiidae. The transcript has a single exon. Gene Ontology annotation, cellular component: transcription repressor complex; nucleus. The record is from RefSeq and is a predicted model, not a curated record. The coding region runs from base 291 to 1475 and encodes 394 amino acids. Gene Ontology annotation, biological process: negative regulation of transcription by RNA polymerase II; neuron differentiation; regulation of cell cycle process.